AUGGCGGCUAUCAAUGAUGCCAGCAAUUCAGACAAUACGGAAAUGGAGAUAGACACAAAUUUUUGGACAGACACAAAUGUUAGUUCUCUCGAUUUAAGUGAUUUUAUUUCCAGGUGUGUUUUUCCUCAAUGUGUGUGUGUUACCGAGGGUAACUUUUUAAGUCGGGAUGUGCAGAUAAACCCAGGCGAUGUUUUGGUUUUGAAGUCUUGCAACAAAGGACGUGUGUUUCUAUCGUACAGGGAUGAAAACAGUCGGAAAUGGACGGAGGUCAGUGUUGAUUUAGACUAUCCCCAGAAGUUUAAUGUUCUUCCUCCUAAAGAUAUGACGGCAGAGAGCCGAACUGCCUCCGUGGUCAUGUAUCCAACAAUUUCAGACUUAAUCUUGGAUUGUCCGACAUAUUUUGAAGCUACAGUUUCCUACGACGAUCCCGAUCUACCCGAGAUGUCUGUUAUACGAGGGGAUCAGUUCUGGUUUGUUGGGAUGACACAGUAUCCUGAAGCAGGGGUCGAGAGGUUAAAGGUUCGAGACGGACAUGGUAACUUUCGAUACUUGUCCCUUGAUUGUAGGGGCAAUUUUUAUCAUCUUAAAGACGACAAUGAGUAUACAGUUAAAGAGCUUUUAGAAUUAGCAGCCGUGCCGCGUAGACUGAAGAUGGUUACCACAUGCAUUAACACAGGAAGAACAAAUGACGAAACUAAGAAUAUAAUAGAAAACGAAGUUGUGAAAGAUGAGUAUUCGGUUGUCAAUAAAAUCCUACCCAGACCGAGGGAGCUAUUUUCAUCAGCCAGUUCACAAUCGCCACCUACUGAUCCAUUACCACAGUCCUACUCUGGGAUUGUUUAUUUGCUCAAAUAUGAGUCAACACUAACAGUUUCCCCAUAUGAUGACCUUGCAGUUACUUGGCAAAUUCCCGUCUCGGCAAACCUGAAGAUCAGAUCAUAUUCACAAAAUGACUACGAAGUUCCAGCGUCAUGGAAACCUACAUACUUGAAACGAGUUCAGCUUCCUCUUUCUCCCAACGAGGACCUACCCAGUUUUCACGCACCGAUUGUACCACAACAGCCACUUGUCCCUUUGAACAUCAGCAAUUUUGUGGAAAUUUAUUGCUCAACAUUCCCAGUUAGGGCAAAGAUUGUAGAUACAUCUGGCGCUCAUAAGUUUUUUCAGGAGAUGCUGAAAGGCAUUGAUGAAGUCAACGUUUACCGUUUAGAAGAAACCAAAAGACUUUACGUAAAAGAUGCAAAAAGAGACGAUGUAUACAGCUUGUCACAUGACGUCACGCUAUCCUUUGUAGAAUAUCCUGAAAAAUUUAGAACAGUAUCAGAUCUGCUGCACUUACCUGUUGGUACAGAAGUGACUGUGCUUGAGGACAUCGCCGCUGACUUUCCUAAACCGUUUUCAUUAAGGUUUGGUGACAAUAUCCGUGUCUUGUCAAACACUCCAUAUUUUGUGAAGAUGAAGCAUGCCAACAGAGACUGUCAAGUUCUCAAAUGUGAAAGGAUCGACCCAGAUGGAGGCCAGAAUAGAAAACUGAAGCUACCCAUGGACUUUGAAGUCAACAUGGUCAUCACAACCGACUCCAACAGCAGAAGAAUGUUGUCGCUGCAGGAUUUGCUGUCAGGAGCUGUUCCUCUGCCAACCCGAACGGUUGCUUCAGUAAUCGAUGAGUCCCAGAACACAGAUCUGAAAGAACUACCCGUGGAUUUGCGCAUACUCAGAUCUAUGAAAGAAACCUGUAUUGUUGCUGCUUCGGCAACUUCAAAACAGUUUCCGUCUAAACUUAUUCCGAAAGCCUCACAAAUCUCAAAGUCAGCCAGUUUGGGCAAAGAGAAGGCUGCAUUGUCAUGUUCGCCCCAAGAACCUGCUCUUCCAACCAACAUUGGACUUCCUGUGUCUAGCGGGAUUGUUUUAGCAUUUAAAGACAGAGUGGAGUUGGCGGAGCUUGAUGUGGUUGAGUCUGAAGCUGACUACAUCAGACUGCCCUUGGAAAAGAUGACCAUGUCCCAGUUUGAGGAGCGAGAACGAUUGCGUAAACUGAAUUCAGACUAUGAAGAUAUCGAGUUUGGUUCCAGCAGCACAAUAGACGAGUGUGGUUCUGGGAGUGGCAGUAUUAGAAGGUCUGGUUCGUUAGGAGUAAUUGACAGAAAGCAGAAAAGUACCAAAAUGGACAAAGUACUUCGCUUCAGCCGUGCUCUAAACCCUAAACACUGGCGGCACUCAAAAGCGGAGCCCGAACCCCUGCCUCACCCUUCAGCGAUGGGGCUGAUGGCUCUAGCUGCCAGGGAGAAAGAUGACGUCUUCAAUGACUACCACCAAGCUCGCAUGGACUCAGUCUCCUCGAAAUGUGAAUCGGUCAAGGAUGGAUACUCAGCCAGUGGGGUAUCUACGGCAAGCAGUGAUGGUAA
This is a messenger RNA of Candidula unifasciata, 2405 nucleotides long. Lineage: Eukaryota; Metazoa; Mollusca; Gastropoda; Stylommatophora; Geomitridae. The record is from the annotation of a GenBank genome assembly.